AUGAAGUUUCCAAGCAUCGCCUUGACCCUACUUUUUGCUUCUGGCUCUCUUGCAGCCAUGGGCACAGCUACACGGCGUGCCCGAAAUCUUGAAAAGAUAGCUGAACGCGCCGGCAACCCUCGACAAUCCCUACCAAAGUCUCCCGUUAUCGACUCUACAGACUUUGAAGAACCAGACAAUUCCACUCAUGUAGAGUAUUCUAGCAAUUGGGCUGGAGCCGUUCUCAUAGGAACAGGAUACAACUCUGUCACGGCCACUAUCAAUGUUCCAAAGCCCAGCAUUCCGUCAGGUGGUUCCUCUAAGACCACCUACUAUGCCUCUGCUUGGGUUGGUAUCGAUGGAGAUACUUGUGACACCGCAAUCCUCCAAACAGGGAUUGAUGUUGGUGUCCAGGGAAGCUCAUACGUUUAUGAGGCUUGGUAUGAGUGGUAUCCAGACUAUUCAUAUACCUUCUCCGGCUUCUCUCUAUCAGCUGGGGACUCUGUCCAGAUCACCGUCAAGGCAACAUCCAGCAGUGCUGGCACGGCAACCAUUAGUAACUUGUCAACUGGGAAAUCUGUCAGUCAUUCAUUCAGCGGAGAAUCAAACAAGCUGUGCGAAUACAACGCAGAGUGGAUUGUUGAAGACUUUUCGUCUGGCAACAGCCUUGUUCCGUUUGCUAAUUUCGGCGAGUUUGUUUUCACCGGCGCCUCGGCUACCACAACCAGCGGCACAACUGUUGGGGUUUCAGGAUCAACAAUCAUGGAUAUUAAACAGAACAGCAAGGUCUUGACCUCGUGUGGAGUUUCUGGAAGUAACGAGGUUUACUGUGAUUACACCGGUUGA
Molecule: messenger RNA, 825 nt
Organism: Clonostachys rhizophaga
Lineage: Eukaryota; Fungi; Ascomycota; Sordariomycetes; Hypocreales; Bionectriaceae
Source: the annotation of a GenBank genome assembly